Messenger RNA from Uranotaenia lowii, 1437 nucleotides. Its product is annotated as ribosome biogenesis protein NOP53. Gene Ontology annotation, cellular component: nucleolus. Bases 89 to 1360 code for a protein of 423 amino acids. The record is from RefSeq and is a predicted model, not a curated record. Gene Ontology annotation, biological process: rRNA processing; ribosomal large subunit assembly. The transcript has 5 exons. Lineage: Eukaryota; Metazoa; Arthropoda; Insecta; Diptera; Culicidae. Gene Ontology annotation, molecular function: 5S rRNA binding.
UUGAUCUGUCAUUUUAAAAAUAAUCACAUUUUCUGCGUACAUGCCGCAAGUUAUUUACUUUUUGUUCAGCGAAAAAUUGUGAUUUAAAAUGAAAACUAAAUCAAGAAAAUCUAAAGCUUCGUGGCGCAAAAAUGUAAAUAUAACCGAUGUCGAAGAAUACCUGGAAAGUCAACGGGAAGAUGAGCGGAUCGGUACUAUCGCUGAUAAACCAGAUGCCGCACUCUUCACCAAGGAUGUAACCAGGUCCGACAAUCGAAAACUGUUGAAAGCUCAACGAAGAAAGAAGUUUACCGCCAAACCAAUGUUUUGCAAUGCCUUAGAGAACCAUUCCAAAGUUUCGGACCCGAUUGCUAAACGCAAUCUGAUUACGAACGAGCAAAGGAUUGCUUCUAUUAAGAAAAAGAGAGAAGACAUUAUAUCUAGAAAAACUAAAGUAUCCGCUAAAAAUGCACAAAAAAAGGCUCGGAGUACUGAUCAAUUUGCGAUGGAUAUUUGGGAAGAAGAUCCGGUUCCGGAAGAGUUACAAAACGAAUGGAUCAGCGAAAGCGUUGUUUUACAUAACAUGAAAAACACUGGCAAACCUUUGGUCAAAGUUGCUGCUUCUACACACGCAAAACCAAAUGUCGUGCCUAAUGUUGAACUGCCGUCUGCUGGAACCAGCUACAAUCCUUCGAUUGAUGAUUAUAAUGAGUUGAAGGAACAAGUUAUUGAAAAGGAACGAGUAAUUAUCAAGAAAGCUGAGCAUUUGGAUCGAGUAGUGACGCAAAAGUUCACAAAACUUUCAAAGGAAGACCGUGAUCGGAUCAUUCAUGAAGAAAUGACAGAAGGAUUGUUUCAAACAGAAGGUGUUGAUGAACCGGUAGAGUAUGACGACGUUGACGAAUACAAAUCUGUCAACCCGCCCGUCAAAAAUAAAAAGAAGGACCGGAAGGCGUUGAAUAAAAAGUUCCGAGCAGUAGCCAAGAAAAAUGCUGAGGUUGAACUGAAGGUUGAAUUGAAGAAGUUACGCGAUAUAAACCGUGUACAUGAAUACCAAUGUUUGUUGGAUAAACAUGAAGCGAAAAGUGAAAAAUUGCAGAAGAACCGUGCCAAGCGCCAAGAGGAGAAGAAGAAAACCGCUGGACGUGUUGCGUAUCUAAAGUUUGAAGAAGCCGAAAUAGAUUUCGCUGAACCUUCGGAGCUGGCCGAUAGCCUGCGGACUGUUGUUCCGAAUAAGAGUCUACUGGCAGAUCGGUUCAAAAGUUUCCAGCGGCGAACACUGAUCGCACCGAAGAAACACCGCGACGGAAUACCGCGCAACAAUAGGUCCACCCUGAAGAAAUGGAAACGUUACGAACUUAGUACACAUAAAAUAGUGUAAUAUAAUAUUUUUCUACUAUGUAACCUUCAAUAUGUGUAUCAUUGGAAAUAUAUCUGAUAAGUUUCCAGAUAUACGAA